GAAUGAUUGCAGUGCCCAGCGAAAUGGCGACACGUUAUCGCCCUAUCUAAAAAAGAGUACAAGACACGGAGUCUCAGGAGGCCCCCAACCAUCCAGAGUUGUCGUCUUUUUCUCUCCUUCACCAUUCAAUAACAAGAAUGUCGACCGCCGCUUUUGCUGUCAAGGGCGCGAAGCGUGCGAAGGCGCGCGACGCCCUGAUCCCCAAGCGGUACUGGGUGGAUGCGAAAGACUUGCCGCCGGCUGACCAGAAAUCCGUCAUUGACCUCGUGUCGCCGUUGUUGUCCAAGAAGGAGAUCGACAUCAUCUCCAUCCUCGACGUUACAGCCUUGCUGAAGAGACUGCAUUCAGCCGAAUUGUCCGCCGUUGAGGUGCUCGAGGCCUACACUAAGCAAGCCAUCUUCACCCAGCAGCUUGUCGGCGUGCUCACAGAGACCAUGAUCCCCGAAGCAUUUGAGAACGCUCAAGCCCUGGAUAAGAUCCUGGCGGAGACGGGCAAGCCCGUGGGGCCUCUUCAUGGGCUACCCAUCUCGCUCAAGGAUCAAUUCCACAUCAAGGGCUAUGAGUUGAACAUUGGCUAUGUCUCGCGCAUCGGCACCGUCUCUGAUCGUCACUGCACCCUGGUUGACCUCCUGGUCAAGGCUGGCGCCGUCUACUACGUGCGUACCAACUUGCCCCAGAACAUCAUGCGCGGCGAGGUUGACAACUUUGUCUACGGCCUGACCACCAAUCCGAGCAACCGAGAACUGAGCCCCGGCGGCUCCACGGGCGGCGAGGGCGCCCUGCUAGCCAUGCAUGGCUCCCCGCUUGGCGUGGGGACCGACAUUGGAGGCUCUGUACGCAUCCCUGCGGCUUUCUGUGGCAUCUGGUCUCUGCGACCUUCCUACCAUCGUGUUCCCUAUCAGUGGUGCGCCAACUCCAUGCUGGGUCAGGAGACGGUCCCCUCUGUCAUUGGACCCAUGAGUUCGUCGUACACGGGACUGGUCGAAUUCAUGAAGGCCAUCGCGUCGCAGGAGCCAUGGUUGCACGACCCCAUCGUGCUCGAGAAGCCGUGGAACGAAGCAGCCUUUGAGGCGCCCCAGAAAAAGGGCAAACUUACCUUUGCCAUGAUGUGGGAUGAUGGAGUGACUCGAGUCCAUCCCCCCAUCACCCGUGCCCAGAAGGCUGUCGUGGCGGCCUUGACCGCCGCUGGACAUGAAAUCAUUGACUGGUCGCCUGUCAAUCACGUUGAGGGCACCGCCAUCCUCGACGUGGUGUACAAAGCUGACGGAGGCAAAGACAUUGCCGACGAAUGCGCGGCGUCUGGAGAGCCCAUCCUCCCCGGUCUAGGAGAGGGCGCGUCUAAGCAUCUGACCGUGUGGGAGGCGUGGCAGUUGAACAAACGCAGAGACGCCUUUCGCAAGACGUACCUGGACGCUUGGAACGCUUCCGCCUCCAAGACCGCCAAUGGUCUUCCCGUCGAUGCCAUCAUCAGUCCCGUGGCACCUUUUGUGGCCGCCGUCUUGACUGAGAACGAUAAUCUCGACUAUACCUCGAUCUGGAAUUUGCUUGAUUAUCCCAGUGUCGUCUUCCCCACGGGCCUGCGUGUCGAUGUUGGGAUUGACACAGGCAAGGUGGCCGGCGAGGCCAUAUCGGGUAGCAGAGAUGAGCUCAACGCUUCCAGGUGGGAGGAGCAUGGCGCCGUGGGCUAUGAGAAUGCUCCUGUCGGCCUGCAGGUGCUUGGACGGCGGGGCCGGGAAGAGGAGAUCCUGGGCAUCGCCAAAGUCUUGGGCAAGGCUAUCGAGCAGAUCUAGACUGCAGAUAUUUGACACUGUAUAAACACCCCAUUGGGUGCUUUUGUAGAAAUAUCUAUUGCCUACACGUGCCCGUCCAUGCCAGGCCACUUUUCUCCGGACCAAGCCAGAAGCA
Exophiala viscosa is the source of this 1905-nucleotide messenger RNA. Its product is annotated as general amidase. NCBI's taxonomy places the organism in Eukaryota, Fungi, Ascomycota, Eurotiomycetes, Chaetothyriales, Herpotrichiellaceae. The transcript has a single exon. Bases 138 to 1790 code for a protein of 550 amino acids. The record is from RefSeq and is a predicted model, not a curated record.